This is a messenger RNA of Eurytemora carolleeae, 588 nucleotides long. RefSeq lists its product as uncharacterized. NCBI's taxonomy places the organism in Eukaryota, Metazoa, Arthropoda, Copepoda, Calanoida, Temoridae. The record is from RefSeq and is a predicted model, not a curated record. Gene Ontology annotation, molecular function: protein binding.
AUGUACGUGGAUAAGUAUAGACAGGCUGCAGUGCUGACAGGAGAACGAGAUGUUAAGACUGAUGUAAGAAUUAAGAAGAAAAGGGACAGGCUACAAGGACAGGCAGCUGCAGCUGACGAACAUGAUUAUGAAACAUAUUUGGCUCAGGGUAUAUUUGAGAUGAGAUCAGGAACUGCGGAAAAGGCUUUACAUUACUUUAACAAGGCAAUAGAUAUGGAGUCUGAGGACGAGGUACCGUAUAUCGUCAGAAGUGAAUGUUUACGAAGAUUGGAGAAAUCUGAUGAAGCCAAGUUAGAUGCUGAAAUUGCCUUGAAAAUAAAUAAAUCAAGUACAAAGGCCGUUGUAGCACUAGGAGAGGCAAUGUUUCAGUUAGGACAGUUCGAGUUUGCGUUAGUUCAGUUUGAGAGAGGUUUAAAGAUUAGAAUGGAAACUACACUAAAGAAAGGAGCAGAGAAAUGCAAAGAUGCUAUUUUGCACUCUCUGGGUACAAGGAUACCAAAAUAUGAUUUGAACGUUGUGAGAUUAGUUGUCAAGGAAAGGGCACGUCAAGAGAAGAUGGAAAAUAAAGCAAAAGAUAAAAAUCCUUUG